UUUACAGGUGGAUUUUACAAAGCUGUGGCUAAUAAUUAGAUAUCCCUUAUCAUCACAGCCUGUGGCCCCUUGGACCCAGAUUGUCUUUCCCAGGACCUAGGCUCCCAAGGAGCAUCUGGGAGCUCUUCAAAAGAACAGCAUCGUGAGUACCUGCUCUGUAAGUACCCUGGUGCAGUUGCUACCCUUCAGGCUCACAGAGGUUUUCUAGAUGCCUUCUUGAGCUUGCUUGUGGCCACCCACAGUUAUUUGUACGGGCGAACGAAGUCAGCUUGCCAGAGACACUGUGAAAUGAGGGAUUAGAGGCCGGGAUCCAAGAAGCAAGAGCAGCAGCCAAAAGACAAGCAAAAAGGCUCCGAAGAUACUUCUACUGAGAGGUGUGCCAUGGCCUCCCUCGGUGUCCAACUGGUGGGCUACAUCCUAGGCCUUUUGGGGCUAUUAGGCACUUCGAUUGCCAUGCUGCUUCCCAACUGGCGAACAAGUUCUUACGUUGGUGCCAGCAUCGUGACGGCAGUUGGCUUUUCCAAGGGCCUCUGGAUGGAGUGUGCUACACACAGCACAGGCAUCACCCAGUGUGAUAUCUAUAGCACUCUUUUGGGACUUCCUGCUGACAUCCAGGCUGCCCAGGCCAUGAUGGUGACAUCCAGUGCAAUGUCCUCACUGGCCUGCAUUAUCUCGGUGGUGGGCAUGCGAUGCACGGUGUUCUGCCAGGAAUCUCGAGCUAAGGACAGAGUGGCUGUAGUGGGGGGAGUCUUCUUCAUCCUCGGCGGUAUCCUGGGUUUCAUCCCAGUGGCCUGGAAUCUUCAUGGCAUCCUUCGGGACUUCUACUCACCACUGGUUCCUGACAGCAUGAAAUUUGAAAUUGGAGAGGCUCUUUACCUGGGCAUUAUUUCAGCCCUGUUCUCUUUGGUAGCUGGAGUCAUCCUCUGCUUUUCCUGCUCCACUCAGGGAAAUCGUCCCAGCUACUAUGAUUGCUAUCAGGCACAGCCUCUUGCCACUAGGAGCUCUCCAAGGCCUGGUCAACAGCCCAAAGCCAAGAGUGAGUUCAACUCCUACAGCCUGACUGGGUAUGUGUGAAGAAACAGGGGCCAGAGCUGGGGGUGGGGUGGGUGGUGGCUGGUACUAUAAAAAAAAAGUAGUGGACAAUGCCCCCAGGGUCACAGGCAAAGGACAUUGCCCCUGAAUCAUGUGUAAGGUGCUGCUGAGGAUAGACCGACUUUGGCCAUUGGAUGCAGAAAGUCAGAGAUGGGAACUGGUGUGACAGCAUGUUGAUUGAAUUGCCAAGGAUAUUCAACAAGCCAGCUUUUCUUUUUCCCUCACCUUGCCUCACCAAGGCACCUCCUAAACUAAAACUCCGAGUCCCAUCCCUGCCACUUUUGGCUAUGCCCAGAGACACUCUUCUGCCCACUGGUCUACCUGGAGCUCUCUCCCCAAGCCCACGCAAUCAUAUCUGAUCAGCUGGCCAUCUGUGAUCAAAAGACCCUCUCCCCCUGGCUGAGGUUGCCUCUGAACUCAAUUGCUGGGGGACAGAGAGAAGAAAAAGAGGUGGCUCCUGUGGGCAUGUCUCUAGCUCCCUUCUCAAACCUCUAUCCAAAGAAAUGGAUUGGUCAGUAAUAGGCCCUGAAGCCUCUCUCCCAGUGUUAUUAUGAAUUCAGCAAAUCCAGACUGGGUUAUGAAUGAACUGAAGGAAAGUUAUCUCAUGGCAUCCAGCAGAAAGCAACUAACUGGGUGCAGAAUGGGAAUCAACCUGAGACCCAAAACCCACAAGAAUCACUUCUCAGGGCACUUUCUAUUAUUCCCACACAUUUGUGGGUCAGGAUGGAAGCAGAGCUCUAGGAAAGAACAAGGCGGCAGCCCUCUGACUCCACCGAGGAAUUUCCAAGAACCUGCAAUUAAUAACUCCCACUGAAAUGUCUGCUUCCUUCUGGGGCAUCUGACCUAGUCUCCUGGAUAAACCACAAGGCUUGGAGCCCUAGACAAGGGUUUUCUGAGGGACAAUAGACCAGAUUUUCUAGAACGGCCCUUCAACAUGGAAACUCCAGAAGACUACAAAAGACAUUAUUACUCCUUAGCCCUGACCAAGAACAAAUAAGGACUUCAGUAUCAAGGGACUGGCUAGACAUGUAUUGUGGCUGUUGUGUGUGCUCCAGCUAUUCCAGCGAGGCAGCUCUACCAGAAACUUUAGACUUAAUGGACAAACAACCCCCUGGGGUCUAUACUCAGCAUUACAGAGCCUCUGAAAGACCAUAGCAUCAAACAGGGUUUUCGUCACUUUUUAAUACUUGCAUCAUCUCCCAUCAGAAGCUAUUCUAGAAGGUAUGCAAAAGUCUCCAGUGUGGAACAUCCAUGGCCAAGGUGUUGCAUUUAGGACCUGAGUGACAGAUGAACUGCUGCCUGGGAUUGUGCUUGAGGUGGGAGAACAGAGAAUGGUUCUCAGCCAAACAGUUUCACCUCCAAGAUCUUAAAAUGCUCCAUUUCUUUUGUGGUAGGUGUGUGUGUGUGUGUGUGUGUGUGUGUGUGUGUGUGUGUCUGUGUGUGUGUGUGACAAACCAGAGACAUUUCCCUCCACCAGCCUAAUACCAUCAGCUUCAGAAGAUGCCCAGCACACCUCAUCAAAAUUUCAGUACCAGCAAAGGAGGCUUAUAUGUGAGGUUUCCUUUAACAUGCUUUUCUUAUUUCCACCAUGUUACUUAGGGUCAAGCUUCUUUUACCAACCUCAGAGCCAUUUCCUCUUAGCUAAGUCGACCCCAUGCUUGGAGAACUUGCUCAGCAUCAUCUCUUUCAUUGACCCUGCCCUGACCACUCCUGACCACUGCUCUUACUUCUUCUCUUCCAAUAUAUAAAUUGCUUAAUACUUAUUAUUCAUAAUUUUGAUUGCUAGUUUAUAGUUCUUGCAUAUACAUUGUGUGUUUAAGUGUGUGUGUAUCUAUUUGGGUGAUCUCAAAAGUUCACUGUAAGUACUUGGUCGGCAGUUGCCAUAUCUUACACUUGUCUAUAUGUAUGUCCAAGACUACUGUAACAGUGCUAGGCACACACAAGAUAAUCAAUAAAUGCUUGCUGAUUAA
This is a messenger RNA of Meriones unguiculatus (Mongolian gerbil), 3062 nucleotides long. It is a transcript of the gene Cldn2, whose product is annotated as claudin 2. The coding region runs from base 382 to 1074 and encodes 230 amino acids. Gene Ontology annotation, cellular component: bicellular tight junction; plasma membrane. Gene Ontology annotation, molecular function: structural molecule activity. Lineage: Eukaryota; Metazoa; Chordata; Mammalia; Rodentia; Muridae. The record is from RefSeq and is a predicted model, not a curated record. Gene Ontology annotation, biological process: bicellular tight junction assembly; calcium-independent cell-cell adhesion. The transcript has 2 exons.